AUGACUUCCAAUCCUUCUACUACAGAUACCACCACUCCUACUUCAACAAAUAAUACCACCACCCCCCUCCGCUACAUCCGCUACAAUGCCGCCCACGAAGACACCUACGUCCCCGCCAUGCGCCAAUUAAUCUCCAAAGACCUGUCCGAACCCUACAGUAUCUACGUCUACCGAUACUUCCUCUACCAAUGGGGUGAUCUCUGCUUCAUGGCCAUGGACGACAACAACUCCGAGCUCCAAUCCUCGUCGCCAAUGGUCGGCGUCGUCGUGAGCAAACUGGAGCCGCAUCGCGGUGGCCCCUUACGCGGAUACAUCGCUAUGCUAGCCGUGCGCGAGGAGUAUCGAGGCCAGGGGAUAGCGACAAAGCUGGCUCGAAUGGCGAUUGAUGCUAUGGUGGAGAGAGGGGCGGAUGAGAUCGUGCUCGAAACUGAAACCACCAACACCGCCGCGAUAAAACUUUACGAGCGGCUCGGGUUCCUGCGAAGUAAACGCCUGCAUCGGUACUACUUGAAUGGAAAUUCGGCGUAUCGGCUCGUGCUGUACUUGAAGGAAGGGGUUGGGUCGAUGCGGACGAACAUGGAUCCAUACGCUCAGCAAACAGGGCCACCUUAUCCCUUGAUUGAGGAUAGAACGGACACGGUGGUGACGGCACCGGAGCCGGCGUUGUUGCAUGAGAAUGGGAAGUGGUAG
Aspergillus niger is the source of this 690-nucleotide messenger RNA. RefSeq lists its product as uncharacterized. Lineage: Eukaryota; Fungi; Ascomycota; Eurotiomycetes; Eurotiales; Aspergillaceae. The transcript is spliced from 2 exons. The record is from RefSeq and is a predicted model, not a curated record. Gene Ontology annotation, cellular component: NatC complex. The coding region runs from base 1 to 690 and encodes 229 amino acids. Gene Ontology annotation, biological process: N-terminal peptidyl-methionine acetylation. Gene Ontology annotation, molecular function: protein-N-terminal amino-acid acetyltransferase activity.